This is a messenger RNA of Gadus chalcogrammus (walleye pollock), 2866 nucleotides long. RefSeq lists its product as uncharacterized. The record is from RefSeq and is a predicted model, not a curated record. NCBI's taxonomy places the organism in Eukaryota, Metazoa, Chordata, Actinopteri, Gadiformes, Gadidae. Bases 485 to 2836 code for a protein of 783 amino acids. The transcript is spliced from 5 exons.
UAAGAGCUGAAAAUUUUGUUCAUUUACAGAAGCACCUUAGUGAAAUAAACGAGGUGUUACAACAGCUCACGCACUCGUUGAACGCAUCACCUCCUCGACCUCAUGCAGGGUGGCCGCGGGGUAUUAAAAAGUCUUAAAAAGUCGUAAAUCAAUUUUCAUCAAAAUAAGGCCUUAAAAAGUAUUAAAUUGUCUUAAAUUCAGAUUGCAUUGGUCUUAAAUAUUUGUGUGCCAUGUCAGUGCGAAAAUGCGGGCAAUCUGUUCUGCCAGGUCAAAUAUUUUUUUUCCGGUAGCCUGUGCGCUGCGUUGUCUUUGGUUAGGUCAGAGCGUAGACUACUGCGCAGCUGUAGCCCCACCCCCCCGAUUACGCCACUGCCAGGGCUCCUGUUUAUUGGUUUAUCAUCUAGCCAGGGCUCCAGCCUGUUCGUUUAUAGAUUUUGGCGCGAUUCAGACCCCUCACUACGAUAUAGACACUCGACUCUGAAACAUGGGUAAGUGUAAAUUUAAUGAUAAAUGGCUCGAGAAGGACGAGUAUGACUGGUUAAGGUCGGUGCCUGGUAGCGCCUAUGAAGCUCGGUGCACUGUGUGUAAAAAAACCUUCAAACUUGGGACAAUGGGGAUCGGAGCGGUGGAAUCCCAUGUCCAGAGCCAGAAACACAAAGCUUACUCAAAAGCACGCCUGCAGCCUACAAUUACUAGCUUCUGCUCCACCGCUAGCAAUGAUGUAAUUGACAACGCUAGUGUUGCAACAGGAAAUCCACAGCCUGUUACAAGCAUGCCAUCUGACCGCGCAAUUUGUGGCUCUACGCCAACACUGCGAGCAGAGGUGAUUUGGGUGAUGAGGACCGUGACAAGCCACCAUUCCUGCAGGUCCAAUGACGGAAUUGAUGACUUGUUUAAAGCGAUGUUCCCAGAUUCUGCCCUUGUACAGUCUUUUACAUGCGGGAAAGACAAGACCAGAUACGUUGCCAAAUUUGGAUUGGCGCCGUAUAUAAAAAAAGAGCUCGUCAAUGAAGUUCAAAAAUGCGGUGCGUUUGUUGUCAUGUUCGAUGAGACACUGAACCAGACAACCAAAACCAAACAAAUGGACUUGCAUGUGCGUUUUUGGUUAAAUGACCAUGUCCAGUCUAGGUUCUACGGAUCACAGUUCAUGGGCCACGCAACUGCCAAGGACCUACUUCAGCAUUUCAAAGAGUGUGUGCAGCAGCUUGACCUGAGACAUUUGGUUUCUAUCUCAAUGGAUGGACCAAAUGUCAAUUGGAAGUUUUUCUCAAUGCUCCAACAGGAGCAUGCAGAUACAUUUGGAGGUGCCCAGCUGAUUGUGGUGGGGAGCUGUGGGCUUCACACACUCCACAAUGCCUUUAAAAGUGGCUUCAGUGUCUGGCAGAUGGAGAAAGUGCUCAGGGCAUUGCAUACACUCUUGCACAAUACCCCUGCUAGAAGAGAAGAUUUCUGCUCUUUGACCAAGUCAUCUGUGUUUCCCCUACCAUUCUGUGGGCAUCGCUGGAUCGAAAACCUACCCGUUGUCGACAGGGCUAUCACCAUAUGGCCAAUGAUGGUGAAGUAUGUGGAUGCAGUGACACAGAAAAAGCUUCCAAACCCUAGAACAUCCUCCUAUGACACCCUUGCAGAGGCACGGAAUGACCCUCUCAUAAUGGCCAAGCUGCACUUCUUUAUGGCUGUCUCUAGGACCUUCACCACAUUUCUGACUAAGUAUCAGACAGAUGAGCCGGUGAUUCCAUUCAUCGGUAAAGAUCUGGCUGUUCUCAUGAAGAGCCUACUGAAGAGGUUCAUCAAGGCAGAGAUCCUUAAUGACAUCACAGCACUGCAAAUGGUCAAACUGGACACAACUGCCAAGGAAGCAAGGGCUGGCCUAAAGGCUGUGGACAUUGGAUUAGGAGCAGAAGUAGUCCUAAAGGAACUCCAGAGUAGCCCCAAGAGCAGCGUAGGGGAGCUCAGUGUGUUGGCCUUUAGAAAGGACUGCAUGGACUGUUUGACCAAUAUUGUCAAGAAAAUGCAAGACAAGAGCCCACUGAAGUACACCAUUGUGAGGCAGAUGGCAUGUUUGGACCCAACGAGCAUGUUCUCAGACCCCGACUUGUGCUAUGAAAGAAUGAAAGGAGUUGUUCAGAGGUUUCUGCAUGAUAACCAGCUGUCAGGAGGCGCCUCUGCUGGUGAUGUGAUUGUCCAACAAUUUGGAAAUUUCUUGUCUCUGGAGGCAAAACAUGAGUCAUUCUCCUCUUUCCAACCCAUGCGUACAAGACUGGACGUUUUCCUGCAUGGACUCCUCCAUCAAUCCUACCCUGAACUCUGGGCAUUCUGCAGGAAACUUCUGCUUCUCUCCCAUGGCCAAGCAACGGUUGAGAGGGGCUUUUCUGUAAACAAGGAGGUAGAGGCCGAUAACAUGAAGGAGGACACAGUGGUUGCUCAGAGGAUGAUCUGUGACUAUGUCUCUGUCUGUGGGGGGGUUCUCAAAGUACCUCUGACUAAGGAGCUUUUGGCAGCUGCAGCUUCAGCUAGGUCUCAGUAUCGGCUACACCUGGACCAGGAAAAGAGAAAGCAUGCGAGCAAUGCUCAAAGAGAAAAGAGAAAAGGUGCAGAAGACCACCUAGAGCAGCUCAAAACGAAGAAGAAGAUACUGAUUGAGGUAGCAAACAGCCUGGAAAAAGAUGCAGACAAGCUAGCAGAACAAGCUGAGGGUAAAUCAGGCACACUCAUGGCCCAGCUAAUCACCAAGUCAAACAUCCUCAGAAGAAGACACAAAGAAAAACUCACAGAACUCAAAGAGGUUGAGAAAGAGCUGGAAGAUAAAUCGGCAGAACUCAGGCAUAUGCCAUAAUGUCAAAUUAGGCAUUACCUCUUCCUUACC